AUGCCCAAUGAAGUCGAGGAAAGCAGAGACAGCGAGGUAGUCGACGACACUGGUAAGAAAAAAUGGGUGACUUGUUCAAUCCUGCUUCUUGUAAAUCUGCUGAAUUACAUCGAUCGCUACACGAUUGUCGGAAUUAUGGGACACCUAACCCCAUUUUUUGAUAUGAAUGAUAAGCAAAAGGGGCUUUUGCAGACGGUUUUCAUCGUUUUCUACAUGCUGUUCGCCCCAUUAUUCGGAUAUUUGGGUGAUCGAUACAAUCGGAAAAUGUUGAUGAUGACUGGGCUUUCUAUAUGGAUCGCCGCGGUUUUUGCAUCGUCUUUUUGUUCAGAAGGGCACUACACACUGUUCCUAAUUCUCCGCGGAGUCGUUGGCAUCGGAGAAGCCUCUUACUCCACCAUCGCCCCCACUGUGCUAUCCGAUUUAUUCUCCGGAGCCCAGCGAAGUCGGGUGCUGAUGGUUUUCUAUUUUGCAAUUCCAGUUGGCAGUGGUCUUGGAUUCAUUGCCGGUUCAGGAAUGGCUACACUCACUGGCUCCUGGCAAUGGGGAGUUCGAUUUUCGCCGAUUGUAGGACUGAUUUGCAUGGGUUUAAUGAUAUUUCUGCUCGAGGAGCCUGUGAGAGGAUCGUGUGAUGGGGCGAGACAAACCGGAGAUAACGCUAGUUGGUGGGAUGAUGUUAAGUACUUGGUUUCUAUAAAAACCUUCUGCCUUGCCACAGUUGCCUCUGUCGCAUCGCUGUUCUCGAUUGGAGCAAUGAGUUGGUGGACACCAGAAUUCAUUGAGUCCUCAUGGGCGGUCAUCAACAAAAAACCAUCGGUUCCAGAGGAGCAAACCACUUACAUUGCCAUGAUUUUCGGAUUAAUCACCUGCGCCGCUGGUAUCCUUGGUGUUGCUACUGGAUCGAUUCUCUCCCGGGCUUGGCGAGACGGAAAGUCGAUUUUCCGAAAUAAGGCAUCUGAAAAAGCAGAUGUUUACGUCUGCGCUAUCUCUGUCUUCGUUGCUCUUCCAUUCCUCUUCCUGGCCAUUUCCCUUGCUCAUCACUCAAUGAACAUCUCGCUCAUUCUUAUAUUCUUCGGAAUCACAUCGAUGUGUUUGAAUUGGGCAGUCAACGUGGAUAUUCUGAUGUAUGUUGUUGUUGCGAAUAGAAGGGCUACUGCAUUAGCUGUACAGACUAUGCUAGCACAUAUGUUUGGAGACGCCUCAAGCCCAUAUGUUGUUGGAGUGCUAUCCGAUUGGUUCAAAGGAGAUGAUAUGUCGAUUUAUGCAAAGUUCUUUGCUAUGCAAAAGUCUCUCUAUCUUCCCGCUUUCGUUUUGGUUAUUGGAGGAGCCUUCUAUCUAGCAGCCACAUUCUUUGUUGAAGAGGAUCGGAAAGAAGCGCUGUUCCAAAUGGAUGCUCCUGACAACUGGGAGCAUCACAAUGAUUCAGAUGAUAUGGACUCUCUGAUUCAGUCUGGGCAGGUUGUGGGACGAGAAGAAGGGCCGGCGGCUGUGAUCCAUUCCACUAUGACACCAUCACCGGAGAUUGACUCCAAUGACAUUGAAAAAUUAGCAUCUGACGACGACGACGAAAAUAACGACGUUUCUUCCAUUCGAUUCGUUCGAAAUGAGGGUAGCGCCGAGAAUCCAGACAUCGACGCCUACCUUUCAGAUGAAACUGACGAAUGGGACGUCGAGAAGAAGGUGUCGGGUGAAGAAGAGAUUAUUUGA
Molecule: messenger RNA, 1704 nt
Organism: Caenorhabditis briggsae
Lineage: Eukaryota; Metazoa; Nematoda; Chromadorea; Rhabditida; Rhabditidae
Exons: 7
Coding region: 1-1704 (567 amino acids)
Biological process (GO): transmembrane transport
Cellular component (GO): membrane
Molecular function (GO): transmembrane transporter activity
Source: RefSeq, a predicted model, not a curated record